Messenger RNA from Pocillopora damicornis (cauliflower coral), 573 nucleotides. RefSeq lists its product as uncharacterized. NCBI's taxonomy places the organism in Eukaryota, Metazoa, Cnidaria, Anthozoa, Scleractinia, Pocilloporidae. The record is from RefSeq and is a predicted model, not a curated record.
UUUUAUGUUAAUUAUGUAUUUGUAUGUGUGGUUUUAGGAUCAACACAGAAGAAAUUUAAAGAGAAAGUAGAAAAAAAUGGUGGAAGAGUUAUUUCAAUGCCAAAAGAGAACCUACCGCAUGAAAGAUUUUAUCUAGUGUGUUCAGAAGAUGAGGUCAAAAAUGAUUGCUCAAAGCUAAAUAGUGAUUUGGUUAUUGCCUACCAAAGGGGAUGGAGAGUGGUGAGACCGAGUUUCAUUGAGUGGGCAGUAAAAGAAAGAAUUCCACCCAAUGUCGAAGAGCAUGCAGUAGACCUGACUCCUCUGGCAGCUUUGUCGACAGGCACAUGUGGUGCAAUGCAGCAGUCUGUAGAAUGGUUACGAUUUAGUAAAGAGAUUUCUGGUUUUGCUGCCCUGAAGAGAACAAUAAGAGAAGUGGAAAAUGGCCUAGUUGACAAGAGUGGUAACAAAUCUCAGAUUAGAGUUCACAAGAAGAAAAAAGAUGCAAUGGUUUCCCCAAAAGCCACCAAAUGGUUGGACAGCAUUUCUCAAUGAGAAAUUGAAAUAGGUUAGUUGAAUUAACUUUUUAUGUAAAUU